Molecule: messenger RNA, 984 nt
Organism: Penicillium chermesinum
Lineage: Eukaryota; Fungi; Ascomycota; Eurotiomycetes; Eurotiales; Aspergillaceae
Exons: 3
Coding region: 1-984 (327 amino acids)
Biological process (GO): mitochondrial fission
Cellular component (GO): mitochondrion
Source: RefSeq, a predicted model, not a curated record
AUGGACCCCUGGGGAACAAGCCGCCAGCAUGGCUCGAAGGAUGCGAAGAAGCUCCCUGCAAAGCUUCAGGACUUAGUUGACCGGGAUGAAGAUGUGUAUAGCGACAUCUACGCUCCGUAUACUAUCAAACUAACCAUGAGCUCUUCCUCUGACGAUAGCUCCGUUAAUUCUACGGAGACCCCGUACCGUUACGCCGCAUACGCCCAGCGAGUCCGAACGAUCCUGCUCUCUGCCCACCGAUAUGUCGCCUACACAUCCGAUAUUGGCGAGUCGUUUCGCCCCGUCGCCCACCCAUACCUGGUUCGCACUGCCUACGGUAUCUCGUGGGCCUACUUGAUCGGCGACGUCAGCCACGAGGGCUACAAGGCGUACUUGCGCAACCGCCGCGCGCUGUCCCCGCCCAGCGAGGCCGCGUUCAAGGACGCAAAGGAGCCGUCGCAAGAUGAGAUCAUACGCGGAAUGGCUACUGGUAACCUCUACAAGCCCCUGUCCAAAGCCGAGAAAGAGGGUAGCGAUUCUUUGACUCCUUGGCCUACUCCCGAAAUUUCGCUUGCCGAGGACUACCGUAUGGUCAUGACCAAGCGCGCUAUCUUCCAAGGUAUUGCCAGUAUGGGUCUGCCUGCUUUCACGAUCCACAGCGUUGUUAAAUAUUCCGGCAAUAUGUUGAAACGUGUGAAGACUCCCCUCGUCCGUACCUGGGGUCCUAUCGGGCUCGGUCUUGCCGUUGUUCCCGCCCUUCCAUAUCUAUUCGACCACCCGGUUGAACAAGCCGUUGACUGGGCUUUUGAUACUGCUCUUCGCGCGUACGGCGGCGAGGAUGCUGUCCGUCCUCUACCUGCUCAUUCUCACGCCACAAGCCCUGCCGAGGGAGCCGUCUCCUCGGCUAUGGCGAAGUUUUCGUCGGGGGAGAAGAAGUUGGAAAGCAAAUUGAGCAGCGUGCUGAGUGGCUCCUCGGGACCCAACGAAAAAUCUAAGAAGGAAUAG